CUACAAAUGACGCGAUCAGCACCCUUUUGUUAAAAAAACUCCUCUCUAACCCUAAAUUUUUUGACAUAUUUAUUUUCUGUUAUUUGUGUAUAUAAGUCCUUUUAAACAUUUCAGGACAAAUAAUUCCAAUUAAUUACGGUAAUUAGCAGUUGUUUCUUUCUUAUACAUCUUACUGAAGAACAAAGGACAACCAUAUCUUACCGAAAUGCGAGAGGUUUUGCGUUAGCAUCAACUUUAAAAUCUUCUGUUUUGUGUUGAUCUCCUAGCAUUAGAGAUUCUUAAAAAAACAGAGACAGAUAACGAAUCUGAAUUGCUGUUUUUAGUAGAAAUAGAGUUGCCAAGGGGAAAAGAAUGAUUGUAAACAAUAGCAUCUAACCUAAAGCAUAUCAGAACAUUUUUAUUUGAUUGCGCAUCUUUAAGUCUUCAUCAUGGAUGCAAUAAAGUCGACAGAGAAUAAUGCAACAGAAGUUCAAACUGUUUUGGAUUUUUAUUUAGAUCUGAUUGAACAUUCUAAAAACCUGAUAAGGUAUUAUUUGUCUGAAGACGUUGUGUUGGACUGGUUUGGUCAUACUGUUAAGGGACAAAAGAAUGUUGCAGCAUUUAUGAAAGAUAAGGUUAACCCUGUAAAGCAUAUUUUUAAAGAGGCUAGGGCCAUUGAUAGUAUUGGAUUUAGAGAUACACAUGUCGUAAAAACCUCAAGACCAGCAAGACGAAUCUUGCGUUCAUCUCUAUUAAGCCCACCGCGGCCCACUUUACUUAACACUCCUAAAAAGCAACCCCAAGCGUCAACUAGCGCGAGACGGCAAAUAGGUAAGCCGAACUUUGACCACUCCGAAUCACCACCCGCGCCGCUGAAAAACCUUUCAGAAUCACCUAGAAAACGUCAAAAGUUGACACCCACCCAUUUCGACACAAGUGACAUUGAUAUAUUGGAGAGCGAAAAUUGUAUUGCUGACCAAAUGGUGAAAUAUUUGACAGCCGAGGGGAACGUGGAGUUUCACAGGCCGAGUUUAAAGAAAUUACAACGAGAGACGAAGUGGCGAAGGCCAAGCAAACUUCACAUUGCGUACAACGGUGGUAAGGACGUUAAAGACACUAGUUUUUACUUGAUUAUAUAUGAAGGUAAUGUGAAGUGCAGGAAAAAUCUAAUAUCUGCCUUUGAGGCGGAGGAAGCUGAAGAUUAAAUUGUUUAUUUUUUGUUUUUUUUUUUAGCUAAAGCUGUGGUUUAUUAUUGUUGUGUUAAAAGUCCGUGCACUUUAUUACUUUUUUUAAAUAUUUUUUGUAAUACAAUUUGCAUAGAAUAUAGUUUCUUUAUCGAAUUUAAAAAAAAUUGGAUUUUCUUUUUUUUUAAUUGUCUGAAACAGUGAAAUCAAAAUUUGUUUCCGUACUAUUGUGCAACCAAAAUAUUUUAUAGUUUUUUAGAAUAGCAUUUUUUUAAAAUAAUCUUUGAUAUAAUUUAGUUAAAGCGUAUUAAAAACUCUAAAUUCAAGUGCCAACGUCUUUAUAUCUCACAGAUGUGAUUAUGUUAUUUUCUAAUGAGGAUUAAUUUUCAAUGUAGUAGUAUAUGAAAUUGUGUGGCAAGGCAUAGUCUCAUUUGAGAAAAAUGUGUCGUCUGUUUAGUAUAAAAUAAAAGGGUAUAACGAUUUUUAUUCCUUUAGUAAAGAGCAUACCAAAGUAUUUUGCUCAACUGUAACAGUUUACGGGGUGAACUAAAGUUAAACUGCCAAAUCUCGAAAAUAUACCGUGAAACGAACGAUGAAAGGAUCGUUAAAUAUACCUUAUCGAAAGGUUGGUUAUAACAGAGUUAACAAACUUGACAAUUUAUUUUCUUUACCGAAUGUUUCAUUCAUACAUCGUCUUCGCCUAUAUGAAAUUUGGCAAAUAAGGUUUUUUUGUCAUCUCUUUGUUUUGGCGUGUUUUAAGUGCAAGUUUUUUUACAUUUUAUCUCGCUUACAGUAUAAACAUACGAGUCUUAAUCUCUAUGUGAUAAUUUAACUCUAGUUCACUUUGUAUAGGUGAAUUUUAUUGUUUUUUUGUUCUUGUGGGCUAUUUCUAGCAAUUAUAUUGACUAGCUUUUUAUAUAAUAAACUCACAAACAUUUAAUGUAACAUUAAGAAUCAUCCAUAAACUACGUGACGCUGAUUUUUGCUAAAAUAUACCCUCCUCCCCCAUGUUUAUGUAACACUGUAUUUUAUUUUAACACUGUACACUGUACAUGUUACUUGUACAUUAAAAGACUUCCCUCAGUGUCACCUGACGGCUUAUUUUCAAGCCUGUUCCUCUUUUGGUAAUUGAUCAGCAGCUAAACCAUAUGAUUUCUGAAUAUCUUAACAUUGUUACGAGAAAAACUGAAUUAACCCUAGGAACAAGAUGGUCUGAAAUUGAAUUGCGAUUUGUUAAAUAAAGAUUUUUCAUAAUUUGUGCCUCACGUGAGAUUUUCUGAUUCUCUCCACAUUGUGACACAUGGCGACACCACGCCAGACUCGUUUUUGUUUGUCUGAUGCGUCACGUAGUUUAUAUAUGAUCCCGAAUGUCCCAUUUUACAGGAAGUAUUUAACUUAUCUCUAUCUAAGUUGUUAUUUCGUUUUUAGCUAUAGUUUUAGUUGUAAAAGAAAUAGAUUCAUAUUAUAUUUUUGUACUGAAUUUUUCUAAAAAAUAAAUUUAGUCUGAACUUACUGGCAAAACUA
This is a messenger RNA of Anthonomus grandis grandis, 2687 nucleotides long. RefSeq lists its product as uncharacterized. Lineage: Eukaryota; Metazoa; Arthropoda; Insecta; Coleoptera; Curculionidae. Bases 429 to 1184 code for a protein of 251 amino acids. The record is from RefSeq and is a predicted model, not a curated record. The transcript has 4 exons.